AUGAUCCCAUCCAUGGCUCACGUUAUUCGCGAUGGUCGAUUGGUUGAUGUGAAGGUUGAAGAAGUUGUAUUAGGUGACAUAGUCGAAAUAAGUGGUGGGGACAAAGUACCUGCCGACAUAAGGAUAUUUCAAGCAAGAGGUCUAAAG
This is a messenger RNA of Ostertagia ostertagi, 147 nucleotides long. NCBI's taxonomy places the organism in Eukaryota, Metazoa, Nematoda, Chromadorea, Rhabditida, Trichostrongylidae. The record is from the annotation of a GenBank genome assembly.